Messenger RNA from Toxotes jaculatrix (banded archerfish), 2930 nucleotides. Its product is annotated as zinc finger and BTB domain-containing protein 12-like. Gene Ontology annotation, cellular component: nucleus. The record is from RefSeq and is a predicted model, not a curated record. Gene Ontology annotation, biological process: regulation of transcription by RNA polymerase II. The transcript is spliced from 5 exons. NCBI's taxonomy places the organism in Eukaryota, Metazoa, Chordata, Actinopteri, Toxotidae. Gene Ontology annotation, molecular function: RNA polymerase II cis-regulatory region sequence-specific DNA binding; DNA-binding transcription factor activity, RNA polymerase II-specific; protein binding. Bases 165 to 2024 code for a protein of 619 amino acids.
GCGUACCCUGGCUUCACGGCUAACAGCGAGUACAGCCUUCCCACGAAAACCGAUUCAAAGUCAGUUUAGCGGCGGUGAAUGUCCGGCGGUUUGUAUUUGUUGUCUCGGGAUGCACUUCCUCCACAAAGAGGCCAAAAGGUAAACAGAGAUCGAGAUGGAAGCUAAUGUGCGGCAGGGAUGAGGAAACACUGCCGGCCAACUUACGCUACCUCAAUUUAUUUGUCCUGUUGAAACAAAACAUUGAUUUUGUUUUUUUAAAGACAGCUCACAAGAAAUUCAGCGGAAGGACAGGGGAAGGCAGGAUGGAGAUGCUCUGUUUUCGGUUACCGGGUCACGGGGACACAACCCUGAAGCACAUGAAUUCGCUUAGAUCCCGUCAGCAUUUCUGUGACAUCACCAUUGUGGCCAGCAACAACCAGACCUUCAGGGGACAUAAGGUGGUGCUCGCUGCCUGCUCGCCCUUCCUGAGGGAUCAGUUCCUCCUCAACCCAUCCCCAAAGCUUCAGGUGUCAAUGCUGUAUAGCUCCACAGUGGUGUGUGACCUGCUCCAGUCUUGUUACACUGGUGUGCUGCAGUUUAACCCAGAGGAAAUUGUCAACUACCUGACUGCUGCCAGUUACCUGCAAAUGGAGUAUAUCGUCGAGCGCUGCAGAGGAGCUCUGAAGAAGUAUGUCCAGCUAAAGAACCCUAGUCCACCGAAGAUGACUGCAGAGGAGAGUCAGUCUCGACCGGUGAUCGUCAGUGGCAGCAUUCAUGCUGUUGCAUCUCCUCCCACCAGCCGACCCUCCCCCAUGGGCCCACACAGUCCUGUACUACGAUCAGUGGAGGAGAACAGCGGUGAUACGUCUGCUCAGGGCAGCAGUCAGCGCCACGAUGACAGUCUCAUGCUGGAUGAGCCAUGUAUUAAGGUUAAUGCAUCGGACGAGGAGGAAGAGACCAAACAGGAGGACUAUGAUGUGUUCAGAGUGUACGUCUCUGAAGAGGAGCAGAUGAACAGAGACAGGGAGGAGGAGAGAGGAGCUCCCUCUGAUGAACCUCAAGAUGUUUGUUACCCAGAGACGGAAGGUGUCGUGAUCGGAGGAGAGGGCAACGAGUAUGACUUGAAUCGAACAGAAGAAGACUUCAGCACCGGAGGACUUUCAGUGGAGGGUCUUCGCACUUUCAGACGCAGGCUGACUGACCCCAAAAUUGGCCGGGGCAGAGGGAGAGGCAGGGGGAGAGGCUUCAAAAGGAGAAGGUGGGUGUCUUCUCAGGAGAAAAGAUCUCCGGGCCUGGCUCACCAACAGGAGUUGUGGUACCUAGCAGCUGCUGGAUUGGGAGGGAGUAUUGGACUAGACUACAACCCAGAAGGGCUGAAGACAGGAGGUUAUGUCUCAGUUGAGCUCCCACGGUUAGACUUCAGCAUGGGUGACGCUCAGGGGGAAAAAGCUUCACCAACGGCAAACAGUUUGAACCAGUAUUCCCUGGAGGAGACUAGUUGUGGUGCUGGUGAGGGGAGUUCGGGGUUGGCAACUGUUGGAACAAACGAGGGAGGGGAUGAGUCCGUUGCAGUUGUGGGGUCCACUUCAAGCGUAGCAGGGCCUGUAAUCUGUGAGCACUGCGGCAUGACUUUCCCCUCAGCUCACUCUCUGGCUAUCCACUCCCGCUCUACUCACCUGCUGUACGCCUGCCCCUGCUGUGGCAAACACUUCCACCACUCCGCCAACCUCACCCGACACAUGGCCGUGCACCGGGGUGCCGGCAAAACCCACCAGUGCCCCCUGUGCUACAAGACUUUCACUCAAAAAUCCACACUGAUAGAUCACAUGAACCUUCACAGUGGCGAGCGCCCACAUCGCUGCGCCUACUGCCACGCCCGUUUUGCCCACAAGCCCGCCUUACGACGCCACCUGAAGGAGCAACACGGAAAGACCACAGGGCAGAACUCCCUACAUGAGCAGGAGGAGAUUGAGAGAGCGAGGGGAGCUGCUGGAAGAAUACGAGAGGAGGAACAAGAAUGUCUGGUUACUGAACAAGUGUCAUAGGCCAAAGCAUUAUAGACAGCAAAGUUUUUAAACUAAAGCUCCCCAAGCUCGAUAACUUCAUUAAGUUAAAUUUUGCAGCGGUAAGUGUUGAGGAGCGGGGAGAUCCAUCUGUGGUGUUACAUAUGGAUGUUAAACAAGUGCUCAACACUAACUAUGAGGCCUUUUAAAAUCUGAGACUGUGAAAAUAAAAGCCCUGUCACAUUAGAUAUUUUUCAAAUUUGCAUAAAAAAUAUGCAUACUAAGUGAUGGAUGUGGGUUAAAGUGACUGAUUCCACCACUCUUUUACACCAAGCCAAACGAUCUUUAUCACAGCAGACAUUUUUACUUGUCAUAAUAGGAAAAGUACAGGUUUUACUAAUAACACUAACAAUGGCUCUGGAAUAUUCAAGGGUCUGAAUUAGUCAUGACAGAGAGCCAGCAUGAACAGUAACAGGACCGUGGAACUAAAGCCACAAAUUAAAUUCAGCCAUCAUUCAUUUUAUUUACUUACAGCUUGUCCUACUGUGGCGUGUCAAAAUGUCCUGUGAAAAAGGCCCAUUGAUUGUAAUGUCUUAGAAUAGUUUGAUUAGUUUGACUCAGACUGUAAUCUUAAACUUGAAUAUAUGUAAUACAUGUUCAGACUGCUGACCACAGCUCAAAGAAAAGAUGAUAUAAAUGAGUGUAAAUAAAGUAAUUAGAAAGUAUGUUCUCUGUUAGAUGUCGUCAUUACUUACAUACAUAAUUUCCUGACAUGGAUGAAUGCAAAUUAAAGCCCCUACACAGCCAUAGUCCACCCACACAGGUGUUUUCACUUACGUUGCCUGAUUAGUAUUAAAAGUGUAAGCAGGUGUUCUUGACUUGUUAUCAGUGUCACUGAUUGUAGACUGUCACAAGGUGUGUGUAUAUAUGUACCUGACACUUGUGUUA